Messenger RNA from Saimiri boliviensis boliviensis (Bolivian squirrel monkey), 5173 nucleotides. Lineage: Eukaryota; Metazoa; Chordata; Mammalia; Primates; Cebidae. The record is from RefSeq and is a predicted model, not a curated record.
CCCUCCGCCUGCAGGGAAGCCGGGCCACCAGCAGGCACAGCUGCUGUGAGCAGGGAUCUGCGAGGGGCUGCAGGCCGGGUACACCGUGGACCCGCUGGGGGGUCCUGACCACGUGUCCCUUCCUGGGCAGGGUCUGGCAUGAAGGGGGUCAGGCUGCUGGGUGCUGGCAGAUCUGAGGCCUGGGAAGGUCCGGGGGGCCUGCUGGGCAUCUCUAGGCCUGGGGUUCCAGGGCCUGCCAGGAGUGACCGCUGACUUCUGCCCAGAGUGGCAGGGGUGAGGCCUCCCAUCAGAGGCCACCAGCUGCCAGCCCCAGGGCAGGUGAGGCUGAGGGUCAGGACCCUGGAGGGAAGAGAAGAGGGAAGGGGCGUGGGGGGCAGAUGGGCAGGCACCACACGGACGGACGAGUGGAAGGCCAGGUCUGAGGAUGGUGGCUCCCCUGGCCUGGCUCAGGGAGUUGGAGCACACGCCUCACACCCCGCCCAGCCUCAAUGACUAAUUCCCGGGGUUGGCUUAGCCCUGCCCCGGCACGGUGUUGCCGCCCCUCUUCACACAGAGUCACUAUGUCCCCAGACCGUGGGAGAGGCACGGAGGCUGGUGCCGUGGAUGGCAGCCCCGUCUUCAGCACGGGGGCGGGCUGGGCUUUGAGGAUCCAGGGGCUUGGCUCCUGAAGGGCUUUAUUCGAGCCUGAGUGGAGCACCGAGUGGUCAGCCCCUGCUGGGGGUCUUGGCCAGGCGCGGGCUCCCAGGAGCCUCUGGGACCUUCCGCUACUGAGCCCUUUACAGAGGGCAGCCGAGUGUCCUGGGAAUGGCCGUGCCUGGGUCCACAACUUUCAGGGUGGCCUGACCCCAACCCCACCAACUCCAAGCUGUGUGGUGCUGGGUACUGGCCUCCACUGCGGUCUGCCAGGGACGUCUGUCCGUCAGGUGAGAUCUUGGAGAUCCACCCAGCUGAGGACCUGGUCGGCUGCCCACAACCUUCCCUCCCACCUGAAGGGCGGGGUGCAACAGCUUGAGGUCCUGUGUCAAAUGCAUCGCCUGGGUGAGGACUCGGAGCCGCACCCGGGCCUGUGGGAGGGUUUUGUGCAAACAUCAUGCCCAGAACAGUGUCUGCUGUUGACCCAGCGCCCACCAGGGAAGGCUGGAGCCAUCGGAGUCCCUUCCAAUGCAGGCUGGGGUUCCUGUCGGUCACCACACCAGCCGUGAACAGGGACGCCUGCUCGCGUUGCCCGCCUGGCCCUUCCUCGCCACCCACGCCCCUGCCAGCCUGACUGUCUGGCACUGACACCUGCUGAGGGCAGCGGCGCAGCUGCAGAGAGCCCACAGCUGCGAGGGAGCUGCCCUGGCAGUCAGGGCCUCGGGGCACCGAGGAGGGCAGCAGGGAAGGAGGGUCACAUGGGCUCCAACCCAGCCAGCCGAGCCCAGGGCCCCUGCUCUCAGCCCCCCCCACCCGUCUCUCCUGUAAAUUAAAGAAUGAGAUGAGGCUGAGACUAUCUCCCUGCUCCACCGUGGGCUCGGUGUCAGCUCCGGGAUGACUGUAGGACGUUGUGGCUGUUUGCUGGCCCACCCACCCCGGGCAUCUUUGUGGAGGCCCCAGUGGAAACCACUGCACCCACCUUGCCAAAUCCACGAUGGGGCUCGUCCAUGAAAUCAUGGGUCAGCCCCGCACCAGGCUACACACAGUGUGGACGGGCAGGGGACGUGGGUGGAACGAGGGAACACCUGGAAGCAGCCCCCACACCUGCCUGGCCGGGCACGAGGAGGCAGCCCCGGGCAAUGCGUGACCUCGGCCGGGUGGUCAAAACUAUUGGCAGACCCUGGAAUCUGAAUACUGUGUCAUUUUCAUGGGUCACAAAAAGGGUCUUUUGAUUUCUUCCCCCAUCAUUAAAAAGGUGACCGCUGUCUGGAGCUCUCAGGGCCAGUCUGAAAGCAGGCGGCGGGGGGAUUUGGCCCUGGCUGCAGCUGCCACCUGCAGGCUAGAUUAAGAGGGUAAAGGAGCCACAGGCACCAUGCACACAGGGCUGGGGACACGGGGGGUCGCGGGCGGCCACUACUCUUCCCACUGCUUGCUGCUCGUGUGGUCAGUGUGCAGGCAGAGGCUCCGGCGCGGCCCCUGCGUUCACAGCGGUGCGGCUGGCAUGAAGAGCCCGGCCUGCCCAGCAAGAGAGAAAACCCAGGAGGAGGUGGCCAGGGCAGGACAGAGCCUCCAGGUGUGGGUGGGGCCAUCUUCUGUCUCAUCCCCCGCCCCCCGCAGCCUCGUGGCUUUGGGCUGAACUGGCCCCCAGCAGGUGCCUGUCUCUGGAGCAGGUGCCCACUGGGAACAGGGCCCGGCCAAGCCAAGACUGUUCCCCAGGGUCAAGGAAGUGGGGUCAGGGACAGGGACACAGCUCACCCUGGGGGACCACAGUUUCGGAUCCCAGGAUCCCAGCAACCGGGGGUCGGGGUGCACAGGAGCCAGCUCUGCCAGGCUGGGCAUGCCGCUGAGUGCCUGGGCAUCAGAGAGGGCAAGGCGCUCACCAGUCACACAGCUGGCCCCGGCCAGGCUCCGAGCAGGACGGGAAUGCAGGGCUGUGUGUCCCGGCUGUGCCUUCCAUGCAGCCAGCUGAGUCUGGAGGGCUGCUGCCUUCAGUGCCUGCUCCUGCUCUCCAUGCUUGGCUGUGCGUUUACCUGCGUGGGGGCCCCUGGAGCAUCCUGCCUUAGGAUGCUAAAGUGGGGAGGGGGCAGGGGAAGCGGGGCCAUGCUGGGUAAGGGGGCUUUUUGUUUCCUGGGGCUCUGCUAUCUGUCUUCUCAUCUCCCUGGGAGAGGUGAGAAUGCAGACCUGAGUGAGCAGUGGACAUUGCCAGGUCAGUGACCAGUGAGAGGGUCUGAGCGUCCAGUGCUGAGAGAAAGCCUCUCCCUGCCGGAUACAAAGGUGACAGUCCCUGUGACAGUGGAGCUGGCCCAUCCCAACCUCGGCGGGGAGCUACAGGUCCUGGGUCCCGGAUCCCUGUAAGAAAAGUCCGAGAGCUCACUAGACAUGCAGAUUCCAGGCCCCAUACCCCACCCCCACCCGUCAGGGCCUCCAGGGCAAGGGCCUGGGAACCUGAAUUUUUACCGAGUGUGUUUGGUGAGUCUUACGAACAAGCCACGUCAGCCUGGCGCCCCUGAUGCCCGCCGGCCCCGCACCUGCCCCACGUGCACCUUGCUCAUGUUCCUCCUUCUGCCCUGCCCCUCAACAGGCUGUCUCCUCCGAAAAGCCCCGGGCCCCUCGGCGGCAGGUCUCUGCCCUGCAGACUCUCGCCGUGGCACACACUCAGCACCUGCUGGCCACAGGGGCUCCCUGUGGAAUCUCCCCUCUCCCCGCAGCCUUGGGUGGAGGGCGGGAGGUGGGCACAGUUGCCCAAAUGUCAACAGAUGAAGUAACGCCUGUGCGUCUCCUUGUUCCAGGAGAAGUGUGUUGACCACAAAUAAGCAGAAAGACAGUUAAACUCCACCACCCCAGCCGGCCCCUGGUUCUGGGGUCAAUGCGGUGCCAACAUGCCAUCUACGACCAGUGUGGGCGACCUCGCUGCCCUCCGCGACCAGUGCGGCGACCACGCUGCCCUCCGCGACCAGUGCCGACGACCACGCUGCCCUCCGCGACCAGUGCCGGCGACCUCGCUGCCCUCCGCGACCAGUGCCGGCGACCACGCUGCCCUCCGCGACCAGUGCCGGCGACCACGCUGCCCUCCGCGACCAGUGCCGGCGACCUCGCUGCCGUCCGCGACCAGUGCCGGCGACCACGCUGCCCUCCGCGACCAGUGCCGGCGACCUCGCUGCCCUCCACGACCAGUGCCGGCGACCACGCUGCCCUCCGCGACCAGUGCCGGCGACCUCGCUGCCCUCCGCGACCAGUGCCGGCGACCUCGCUGCCCUCCGCGACCAGUGCCGGCGACCUCGCUGCCCUCCGCGACCAGUGCCGGCGACCUCGCUGCCCUCCGCGACCAGUGCCGGCGACCACGCUGCCCUCCGUGACCAGUGCGGUGACCUUGCUGCCGUCCACAAACACUCCUGAGCCGAGCCCUGGGGAUGCAUUCUCCACACUCUGCUGGCUCUGACAGGUGUGGGGUCCUGUGGCUUCACCAAAAACAUCCUGACUUCCUUCCUCCUGAGCCUGGGAUGGAGGCGAAGGCCUGAGCAGUCUCCCGUGGGUCACCCACCGCCCCCAUUGUGCCCACUGCACCUGCCGCACUCGCCACGUCCCUCACCCCACCUCGGCUCCCGUCCCUCUGCAGGACCUGCUUCCCUCUGCUCUGACCGUCUCCUGCCCCAGCGCCCUGUCGCUCCUCAGGUCCUGCUGACCGGGCAGCCUCUGGUCCGCAGCACGGCACACGGGUCACUGCACGCUGGGCUGUGGGGUCACGUGUCUCGGUCGUCCCUCCCAGCCCCUUGUUCCGUGUGCCUGGCCUGGGACUCCCUCCAGGCGUAUUUGUGGACGAAGCCAGAGAACGGGUGCAGGGUGCGGACAAGCCCCAAGGGCCUGCACAGGAAGUGGGGUCCCGGGCAGAAUGGCCAAUGGGGCCUCCCAAGUUUCAGAGGCAACCUGUGAUCUGGGGGCUUUGGAAACUCUUGAGGACAAGGAACAAUGACCUGUGUGGGAAGGAGGAUUCCAGAUCCCCACUCUGCUUCGUCCAGUGGGAGACCCCCGGGCCACAGCCUGGGUUUGUGUAUUUCAGUCCUGGCUCUUGAGCCCUUAUAAAAGAGACCCUGCUCCCACCCGGCCCCUCCGGCCCCUGCUUCCUCUCUCUUCCAUGUCCACUUGCCCCAGCGUGCUGGGGGCGGGGCUGGUGCUCUGGGACAGGAAUUCUCGUCCUGGCUCCCGCCCGGAGUGUUUCUCUCCUGCAAGUCAGCCCUGCAAUGUCCAUUACUCGAAAAGAAAAGGAAAAUGCUCAUUGGAAAGAAAUUCUUCUCUCUGGCAAUGCUGACACAUUCUCCUAGCCCCAGCCCCACAGAGCUCCAGCGUGUGACAGACAAGAGCUGACGGGGACGUUCCACACGUCCGUCCUAACCAGGGCUGGAGGCGAUGCUUGUCUGUGCGGCUGGGAAAGCCUCCUCCUUGUGGCGGAGCCACUGCUGAAGGGGCUCCACCUGGCACUUGUCCCACCAAAGGCCCCUGAACGGGCCUCCAGGCCCACCCUUAAUAAAGAUGUGCUGCUCAU